This is a messenger RNA of Bolinopsis microptera, 4941 nucleotides long. Its product is annotated as MAP kinase-interacting serine/threonine-protein kinase 1-like. Bases 226 to 2025 code for a protein of 599 amino acids. The record is from RefSeq and is a predicted model, not a curated record. The transcript is spliced from 10 exons. Gene Ontology annotation, cellular component: cytoplasm; nucleus. Gene Ontology annotation, biological process: intracellular signal transduction; protein autophosphorylation; peptidyl-serine phosphorylation. Lineage: Eukaryota; Metazoa; Ctenophora; Tentaculata; Lobata; Bolinopsidae. Gene Ontology annotation, molecular function: ATP binding; calcium-dependent protein serine/threonine kinase activity; calcium/calmodulin-dependent protein kinase activity.
CGAAUUUAGUAUAUAAUUGAGGCUCAGUUCCACGUUGUUUUUUGUUGCAAGAUGGCUCGUUAUAUCCGAUCAGAGUAGAAUGCUAUUUCCUUUUAUGAUAUCCAAACAGAAGCUCAUUCAAUACAGCGACAAAGGAUACGUCUUACUCACGGACUUCCGAAUAAGCUAGAUUUUGGAAGAGAUACAGCUUGAGCACACAGUAACAGCGUUGAUUCCACAACCUCAAUGAUUAAGCCAGGAUCCGAAGCCUGCUCUCCCCCUGACCCUACCUCACUUAAACAUGUUCGGAUCAUAGAAAACGUCAUGAAGCCGCCCUGCCUCGAACCCGUUAACGAUCACCAUCCUUCCACCUACACGACCCCCUCCAAAUCUCCGGCCCCUACCGUCACCCAACCGGAAGAAGAAAACACCACCCAGCUGGAAGAAAACACCACCCAGCUGGAAGAAAACACCACCCAGAAAACACCAACCGCUCUGCAGAGCGCUCAGCAGACCCCUCUUGUGGUGGUGACUGACGAGGCCUGCAUGACCCCCACUAACUGUUUAACCCCCACAACAAGCAGCACCCUCAAAACAUCUGAGGAGAGCGUGGUGGGAGAAGUAAAGGACGAGAGUGGGACCGUCCCUUCUCCUGAACCCACUCAGGGGACUCAGACCAACUCAGAUACUCUAGCUAAAUCCGAGGACACGUCUACUGAACAGAGUGGAAUGCAGCGAAAGAAGGGCACAAAGAAGACAGAAGAUUAUGAUAGCGGUAUAAGUUCUCCGUCCUCUGGCUCGCCCCCGGACGACUCCAUCGAUAUCAAGAUCGCUGUGAAGAAACGAAGAAGGAAACGUCGCCGGGGUACCACCCUUGCUGGGGCAUCCUUCGAAGACUGCUACGAAAGAACAGGAAGGAUCCUGGGUUCUGGAGCCUUCUCCCAAGUUGAACUAUGUAGAUGUAUUAGAACUGGCCACGAAUUCGCCGUCAAAAUAAUCAAGAAAGAUACGUGGUACAACGGAUACACCCGAGCCAGAGUUCACCAGGAAGUGGAGAUAUUGUACAGAUGUACAGGUCACCCCAACAUCGUUCAGCUCCAGGAUUUCUACGAAGGAAAAGAAGAGUUUUAUUUAGUGUUUGAGAUGAUGAGAGGUGGAGCCCUGAUCGAUCACAUCGAGAAGAGGAAAAUGUUUAACGAGAGACAAGCCAGCACUGUCCUGUACUGUAUUACAUCUGCUUUGGAGCAUCUUCACAGUGCAGGUAUCGCUCACCGAGACCUCAAGUUUGACAACCUAUUGUGCAACGAUCCAGACGACUUCACCCGAGUAAAGAUAUGUGACUUCGACCUAGGAGGACAAAAACUUGACAUCCCUUAUUUGUCCACUCCACUCUUGGACUCCCCAGUCGGCUCUGCUGAAUUCAUGGCCCCGGAAGUUGUUGACCUUUUCAUUGGACACAAGAGCACAUACGACAAGCGUUGUGACAUGUGGAGUUUGGGCAUCUCCCUCUACAUCAUGCUGUUCGGUCGUCCUCCCUUCACAGGAAGAUGCGGCCUGAACUGUGGCUGGGAUGACGGUGAAGCUUGUGCUGUCUGUCAGGAACUACUCUUCCAGAAUAUUACAUACGGUCGAAUCACAUUCCCCCCUGAGAGCUCUGUUUCUGAAGAUGCUAAAGACCUUAUCAAGAGGCUUCUUGUUAAAGACGCACGAAAAAGAUACACAGCGUCAGAAGUGUUAGCACAUCCAUGGGUGACCGGUAGAGGAACUGACAACGUCCUGGAGACACCGGCUAAUCUCCGAAGGAACACACUGAGUGCAACAAACCUGGGAAACUUCGCUGCCAAGGCCAACGAGCAUUACCGCUAUCUCAACUCUGGUCUCAACGGCCUCACCGAAGCUCUUGACAACCUAAACAUAACCCAACAACUAGAAUUAGAAAACGAAAAGAAGAAGGAAGAAGAGGAAUCGACUCCGGAACUUACACCCACUUCGGAGAAAGCAGACUUCUUCAUUUCCGACGAAGAUGAUUGGUAUAACAUUACGUAAAUGUUUUUAUAAAGUUUUGUACAAAAUACAUGCGGAAUAUAGCGCAACAUAUAAAGAACCUUGAUAUGGAUUGUUACCAAAAAGGUUCCCUUUUGGUCGGUAAACCCAUAUUUCUAUUUAUUACAAGAUGAAGUGUGUGUUCAUUUAAGAUUUUUGUGGUUUAAUCAAUUUUGCUUCACUAUUAAUUAUAUGAUAUCAAGUUAACUUAUUCAAAAUAUUACCCUAUUUAUAGCAAGAAAAAAAAUUGAUAUAAUAGUUUUAAAAGUCCAUAAACAGUAAAAGUAUGCUAUUAAUUUUCCCUAGUUAAAGUUUCUAUAACUUUUAUAAUGAUACUGUUAAAAAUAGUUUGAGCUUUCCUUUAAUUGAUCGUUAGGUUCGAUAUUUUGUCCGUUCUGUAGACUUUUUUACUGCAUACUACCGGCAGCUGUUCAUGUUGAAGGUGCUCUCAUGCUGGUCAUCCACACGUGCAAUACCUUUCCUCGCGCGUCACAAGAACGGGGCGUGCGUGAAGGAUGGUGUUGCACGUGCAGAUAUAACCGCAUGAUCGUGACUUGCCGCGUUUAUCGCUGGGUUUGAUUACCGUUGUCCAGGCCAUUUGGUAGUGUGUUAGUUUUUAAUAAUGAUAGAUCCUAGAUACCACCGUCGCUCAAGUUUGUGGCGACAGAAUCUGGUGUAUUUUUAAGGCCAGUGUAAGAGUGGACUAUCGACCCAUUUUUAGUUGUAGCGUAAAUAAGCGCAGGUUUCUUCUGCAACCCGACUAAAAGUAUCAGUUUUAAUUUUACUGACUGUUCUUUUGUCAUUUGCUGAAGAAACCCGUGAUUAGAAAUCAAAUCAGACGCAUUUUUGAUCGAUAUUGAGCCUUUGAAUUUCGCUUUAUAAGUAGAAAACUUUUGGAAGUAUAGAUAGUUUUGCUUGUGCACCACAUGCGUUAUUGGCAUGGUCAAAAAGUGCAAGUUGGAUAUCAAUAUCCACAGUAUUUGCUAACUUUUUUAAGCAAACACUCAUUGAUAGAAACAAAUGUUUUUGUUUCGAGUCGUAUUUCAGAAAAAAAAUUUUUAAAACAUUUUGCUAAUGUGUAUGAUGAUGCAGAAAGGUAGGCUUCGUUUUAUGUUGUCAAGAAUUGUACCACGAACCGUUUCAUUUAGUCGACAACAUUGUUGUCGUCGUGACAAUUUCUUGUCACCAUCGCUGCCUAGCCGGAGUCAAGGCAGCAUAAAACGAACCUUGCCACUUCAUGGAAUUUUUAAAAUGAUAUUUGUAUGCAAUGUGUUUGUAGGUCGAACUCCAUGACAAUAAUUGGCCUAAAUUUUAUAUGAAAUUUCUCAUACACAGACGUAGGUGGUAGCACUGCUGGCAUGCUGCAACGUCAUUGCUUACCUUACCCCUCCAACUCAAUUAACACAUGAUUAGUUGAUUAGUAACCCAAGUUUGGGUUCGAUCUCCUCUUUUUUUACUCUUAUUACUUCAAAAUAGUUUUGGAUGGAGGGGUAAUGUUUGCUAUCUUGCCAAAUGUUUUUGGUUGAAUGUCAGACAAACAUCUGAGAAAUAUCGUCAGAUUUUUAACAUCAAAACUGAAAAUCGUCCCAAUACUUGAUAUUUUAAAUGAAUUACUGUAUUUGAUUGUAGGAAGUAUUGACUGAAUGUACGAUUGAUCGGUUUUUGCUAUUAAUAUGUGGGAAUUUGAAGCACGUGCAGUAUGGGACGUGAUUUUCAGUUUUAUUACGAACGAGUCUAGUGAGACUGAGGUAUUUGAUAAGCUCCAGAAUUGAGCGAUAGAUUCGUCAUGUGGUGAUGUCCAUGAGAAUGCACGAUUAAAUUAUGAAGUCCGUUGGAUUGUUGAACGUGAGACAGUUUGGUUGUCUUUUUUAUUAAAUCCACGAGCAGCCAGGUUUUAGGAGCCUAACUAGAUUAUCCGCACUCUAAACUUUUUUGGCCAUCAAACAUGUGUGUUGAAUAUUUGCGUAUCAUAUGUUAUUUUAACGCAUAUGAUUUCGAUUUUGAACUUCUUGUUUGGGUGAAUGGGUGCUCUACAAUAAGUCUGGUUGCUCCGAUGUUAUUAGGGCUAAGCUCGUGGUUAUUUUAACGGUUGACUAUAAAAUCGGUCCGGGUUAAAAUACUUUUCAUGUUUUAGAUAACAGUGUGUUUUCCUAACUUUAAUAUCUUGUUACUGGAAACUUAUUUGUGCGCGGCUCUUGUCACGUACAUUUCACGAGAUCGUCUUGACGACGAAAACGUCACCGUGACAACAGUCGUGCCACGUUCUUGCAGGACAGGAACGGCCCCGUCGGGAAUCCGAUCGGAAUGUUACCAUCUUGAUCACCGUUAGGAACUUGGCGUGAGUUGGUUCACUCCUCGCCCAAGUUCCAGUGAUCCAUUUCACAUCGGACCCAAUCUGUGCUUUGUUUCGAAAUUGAACAAGCACUUUUACAAUUUUUUUCUCUUUUUGCAACAUGUUGAAACGUGAAAUCCUCCUUAGAAAUAGGUUGCAAGGUUUGAAGAAUGAAGCAAAUAUUUAGGUUUUCCCGUCGACUCGUUCUCCAAGUUCUACUAUCACCUGUGAAUGAGUGGAGGCGUGAUCGACACUCUAGAUAAAUUUCUGUUUCAUUAUUUGAGCCUUGACAAACUCUGAGAUCCUCGAAUAUUGUUCUUAUGUUAAUUUGUCUUGAUUUGUUAAGAGUCCCCAGCUAAUUGUUGUGCUCCAUGUAUUAAAUCGCGGCAACAGGGAGAAAAUAUCUUGAUAUUUUAAAUACAAGCUGGAUGGUGCAAUUGUUUGGAAUUUGUGACAUCUUGGCGGACGUUUAAUCAAGUGUCGCGCUGGGGGCGUCUUCACACAGUGUCAAUAGUGUAAUUAUUUUAGUUGUAGAGCCCCAUUGCCCCUGUCGAGUAUUGCUAAUAAUCGAAUAAACUUUCCUUAAA